AUGACAAUAGGCACCACUACCUUCACCACGCCCGCCGCGGCUUCGGGCUCUGACCUUCAUUCCACCAUCAGUUCCACCGGUCCCGGUUGGGCUGCCACCUCCACCUCGUCGCUCUCCUCCAUCACCGACUACUCAACCUUCCCCCUGAUCCGCCAGGGUGACCGUACCUACCUCAGAGACCCUGAAAACUUAUACCCUCUACCAUGCGACCUGCCCGAGAUUCAUCGCCAGACCCUGCGCUCCCUCAUGCUGAUUCGCGUUUUCGGUGGUCCCUUCUGUAACCCUCACCUCGCCGAUAAUCCCCCUAAGCGGGUCCUCGAACUCGCCUGCGGUUCGGGCCUGGGCUCCAGCCAGUGCCAUGAUUUCUUCGCCCGUCGCGGUCACCCCAAUGUUUCCUUCACCGGUAUCGACCUCGUCUCCGUCGCCCCCGACUUGCGCAAAAAAGGGGUGAAUUGGCAGUUCAAGCGACAUGACCUUCGCAAGCCCCGUCUCCCCUUUCCCGACGAUUACUUCGAUUUUGUCUUUAUAAAGGAUGCGGGAAUGUGUCCCUCCAGUCCGGCGCAACAAGCGUCCGGCUUGAGCGAACCUCUUCGGGUGCUCAAAUCGGGGGGUGUCCUGGAGGUCUGGGAUUCCGACUGGGUAUUCCGAUCGCUGCUCCCAAACCCUGCGCCCGCUCGUAAGCUAGCAUCGAGGGAGCAAGAAAUUGCCGAUUCGACCGCGACAUAUACCUUUUCGGCCGCGACCCCGUUCACGAGAGCACAGAACAAGUUCUUGCAGGAUUACAAUUCUUGGGUUGAGACGGCGUUUGACCGUCGCAAACUGUCUGCUUUGCCGUGCGCCACCAUCGGACUGUCUUUCAAUUCUGAAGUCGAUCUUCUGGAGAACGUUGACAGCCGCCGGAUUGCCAUCCCGCUCGGGGAGAUACGGUGGGAACGCGAGGGUCAAGGCAGGGAUACCGGGCGGACCCGCAAGCCCUUGACUACAGAGCAGCUCUCGAUUCGGCGCACGGCUCUUAUCACAGUGAUCCAGAUGAUUGAGGGCAUGGAGCCCAUGCUGAUGGAAGCCAGUGGGAAGAGUCGAGAUGAAUGGGACCGAUGGUGGGCAGCAAUGACAGCUGACCUGUUCCAGAAAGGAGGCAUCGCAGGCGGAGAAUGCCUGGAGGUGAGUGCCUGGUGGGGUCGAAAGAGAUGA
Molecule: messenger RNA, 1191 nt
Organism: Aspergillus wentii DTO 134E9
Lineage: Eukaryota; Fungi; Ascomycota; Eurotiomycetes; Eurotiales; Aspergillaceae
Product: class I SAM-dependent methyltransferase
Exons: 1
Coding region: 1-1191 (396 amino acids)
Molecular function (GO): methyltransferase activity
Source: RefSeq, a predicted model, not a curated record